AUUUACAUUUCUGGAGCCAACCCCUUAUGCCUAGCUCCUCCUCUGAUAUUAAGAUGACACUUUUUAUAGAGCUACAGCUUCUACACUGCCAUUAUUCCUCUGUAGGAUCCAAGACCUGGAGGUGACAAAACAGCAGGCCACCAUGAGCCAAGUGACAAUCAAGGAUGUAGAAGUCCUCAACUGUGAAUAUGGCAAGAACACAAUUAAGUUCCUUCGCCUUCAUAGAGAAGGGAAGAAGCACUUUGUUAAAGAAGUGGAAGUGUGCACACAUCUCCGGCUGACUUCUUGUCAUGAGUACCUGGAUGGAAACAACUCUGCUGUGAUACCUACAGACACCAUAAAGAAUAUUGUCCUUGUGUUGGCCAAGAAAAAUGGGAUAGCAACUUUAGAACAAUUCGCUAUAGAUAUCUGCCAACACUUCAUGACAACAUUUUGCCAAGUGGCGUACGUCAAAACCUACGUUCAAGAAGUACCAUGGCAACGUCUACACGAGAAUGGUGUUCCCCACAUCCACUCAUUCAUACACGUUCCUAAUGGGAUCCGCUUUUGUGAAGCUGAGCAGUGCCGAAAUGGUCCUCUGGUUGUUUUUGCUGGAAUUAAAGACCUGAAACUUAUGAAGACAACACAGUCCGGAUUUGAAGGCUUCUGUAAGAAUGAAUACACUACACUUCCCGAAAGAAAUGACAGGAUUUUAUGUGGAGAGCUCUUCUGCAAAUGGUCAUAUGGCGAAUGCAAGGAUUUUGACUUUGACUGCAUAUGGAACAAAAUCCGUGAAUGCAUCCUUGAAGCUUUUGCUGGGCCACCUGACCGUGGGGAAUAUUCACCCUCUUACCAGAAAACCGUCAACUGCAUCCAGAUGCACGUCCUUUGCAAAGUACCACAGGUACAAGUCAUAGAAGUCGUCUUGAACAACACUUUUUAUAAUGUUGUAGACAUGAAGAAUCUAGGCUUGACCAAUGACAAAGAAGUUCUGGUUCCAGUGGAAACUCCUUAUGGCUCCUGCGCUUGCACACUCGGCAGGAAGACAUUCUUAGAAGCACAAGUCCAUAUGCUAAAAGACGAAAGGCAAAAUCUGUUUGGACUGGCAGCUGCCCAAAGAAACUAAAGUUCUUGACUAUACUCACACCUUCCUGAUAAACUUAGUAGUACAGCUUUCCUAUCAACAUAUACUCCUUAUUGGCCACUUCCAUUGCUGACUACUUUUUCCUCUAUGAACUCCUGAGGUUAGGAUUUCUGAAAGACCCUCAGGAAUUCACAAAUCAAAGUCUGUCCCUGAAUCUCAGUGUGAUUUGCAGAUUAAAAUCCCCUAUGCUCUUUUGGAAAUCCCAGCUGGAAACAUUACAGUAAAUUAAUUUUUAAACCAGCUAUUCCCAGACUUCUUAAUGAAACAAUUAACUUGAUAAUGUCUAUAACAGUUUUGUCAUGUAAAAUCAGCAACUCUGUAUAUUCUAUUUAUUAGUGAUCCUUUGGUAAAACUAAUAUACAGGCACAAGAGCAGAUGUUUCAUUGACAUAACCUGUCAUGACCCUUUGAUGCCACACUGCUCUACAGGGCUGAGGUUCUGACCCUGUAACUGCAUAGGGAAUCAGACACUGAUUUCUUUGUGAAGGAAAUGAAGAAAAAAAAAAAAAGGAAAAGAAAGUCUUGUAUCUCCUUUGAGGUGUGAAUAGUAAUAGCUGUUGACUAAUUUCUCUGCAUGUAUUCUGACUGCAUGGCUGCUGCUGCUACUCACUGGACUAUACAGUUACUAUAUAACUACUUUUAUAUUAAUCCCUGAGGUGUUUGAGGUUUUGGGCUAAGUUUAAUUAAAUAGUUUUCCUAAAUCUGAUAAUCUCCUCAUGACUUCUGAGCAGGCAGGAAUCAACCUAAGUAACCCUGUUACUUUUGGGAGGGGUAGGGAGAAAGCUAGACAGACAGACAGUAUCUAUCUUACUUCAGUUAUGCCAGGUGAUAACUUUGAACAGAGAUAAAACUAUACAGCAAACAGUUCUCAUCUUGCAAACUGAGGCUACCACAUUUGAAACAGAACUGACAGCUUCAAGCCACUGUUCUCAUUUUCUGAGUGUCAUUUUCAGAUUCCAUGUGACAGAGUGCAAAUCCCAUGGGAAUUGCCCAGUUACUUUUGAAACUGACAUUCAGUUGUUUUUGUGCCUUCUCAGUUCCGCAAACCUGCAGCACUCCUCUGGGUACAAUCAUUAAAUUCACAGGCACUGAAAAUGAGGAGCAUGUCCUGCACUGUGUGACAUUUUGAGGUGCUUUGUAAGAUAGGAACUUGUUUGAUGGGCAAGAUGUAACAGAUGCAAAGGGAAGACACUGCUCACAAGCCUAAGAUAUCUCCUGAAAAACAACAGGACAAAUGACAUUACAGAGUGAGGCUCUCCCAGAUACGCUGUUCUCUGGUCACUAGCAAAUUCCAAAAGUUUUAUUUACCACACUUUCAGCUUUUGCCAGGGACAUUCUUUCAUACCUCCUUAGAAUGUGUUGUAUUGUACUUGUGGGCUAAUGUCUUGCUACUUCUGCCAUUUUCAGGUGCUUGUAAUUUAUUAAUGUAUCUUUUAAGGGCAAAUAAAGAGCAACAUCAAAAGAA
Melopsittacus undulatus (budgerigar) is the source of this 2587-nucleotide messenger RNA. RefSeq names its product uricase-like. NCBI's taxonomy places the organism in Eukaryota, Metazoa, Chordata, Aves, Psittaciformes, Psittaculidae. Gene Ontology annotation, biological process: purine nucleobase catabolic process; urate catabolic process. Gene Ontology annotation, molecular function: urate oxidase activity. The record is from RefSeq and is a predicted model, not a curated record. Gene Ontology annotation, cellular component: peroxisome. The transcript has 8 exons. The coding region runs from base 143 to 1105 and encodes 320 amino acids.